Messenger RNA from Enterobius vermicularis (human pinworm), 471 nucleotides. The record is from the annotation of a GenBank genome assembly. NCBI's taxonomy places the organism in Eukaryota, Metazoa, Nematoda, Chromadorea, Rhabditida, Oxyuridae.
AUGACGUCGGUCAAUCCCAGCGGAGGAAAUGUGCUACAUGGGAGAUGUGAAACAAUUGGACCGGCCUCUGGAGCCGCUCUGGCACAGCUGACGGCUCAACAACACGGUUCGUUAUCAUCGAAUGUGCCAACUGGUUAUGGUCAGAAUGGCGGUAAUGGAGAGGAUGUUAAGCCAAGGUCUUUAAGGUUUACUUGGAGUAUGAAAACUACCAGUUCACUUGCUCCCGAAGAGAUGAUGAGAGAGAUUCGGAAGGUACUUGACCAGAAUAAUUGCGAUUAUGAACAACGUGAACGUUAUCUUUUGCUCUGUGUACAUGGGGACCCACAGACAGACUCAUUAGUGCAGUGGGAGAUGGAGGUCUGCAAAUUACCGCGGUUGAGUUUAAACGGUGUGCGAUUUAAGCGUAUCUCGGGUACGUCCAUUGGCUUCAAAAAUAUUGCAUCUAAAAUUGCACAGGAAUUGAACUUGUGA